Molecule: messenger RNA, 1186 nt
Organism: Hermetia illucens (black soldier fly)
Lineage: Eukaryota; Metazoa; Arthropoda; Insecta; Diptera; Stratiomyidae
Gene: THG
Product: probable tRNA(His) guanylyltransferase
Exons: 3
Coding region: 204-1094 (296 amino acids)
Biological process (GO): tRNA modification
Molecular function (GO): magnesium ion binding; tRNA guanylyltransferase activity
Source: RefSeq, a predicted model, not a curated record
ACUUUAGCCUCCAGUAGUAUUUUUGAAAAUUAAUAACGGAUUCUCAUAACGACCAGCAACACAUUCGUCUUGACUAUUGUGAAUUGCCAUGGAAUGCUUGGCAUUGCUUUUGACAGGUCAAAACAUGCAGCACAUUCCAGUGUUUGCUAUUUAGCCGGUUGAAGGUUGUAUAUGCCCCUUAUAGAAAAAUCUCAUUAUCCGCAAUGGCAAACAGUCGAUACGAAUAUGUGAAAGGGUUCGAAUUGGACGAUCGGAUACUGCCAAACAUCUGGGUUGUUGUUCGCAUCGAUGGUAAAGGUUUCCAUAAAUUUGCUAAGGCUCAUGAUUUCGAAAAACCAAACGAUGUAAAUGCACUUAAUCUUAUGAAUCAUGCAGCCGUUACGGUGAUGGAAGAAUUCCGUGAUAUUGUCCUCAGUUACGGACAAAGCGACGAAUAUUCAUUUAUAUUCCGUCGAGAAGCUGAUGUUUACAAGCGGCGUGCCGCGAAAAUACUAUCGUAUGUUACGAGCCUUUUCACAUCUUCGUACGUAUACAACUGGAACGUUUGGUUCCCCAACAAGAAGCUUGAAUACGCCCCAAGUUUCGAUGGACGCAUUGUUCUCUACCCAACAGACCAAAAUCUUCGCGACUAUCUCAGUUGGCGACAGGCCGACGUACACAUAAACAACCUCUAUAACACGGUAUUUUGGAAUCUAGUUUUGAAAGGUGGUAUGACGAAUCAGCAAGCCGAGAAUGAAUUGCGGGGCACAUUCUCGGCAGACAAGAAUGAGAUACUCUUUUCGAAGUUCGGCAUUAAUUACAACACAAUCGAUCCAAUGUUUCGAAAGGGGACGAUUUUACUAAGGAAGCGCACACAAAUUCCGAAUUUACCAAACGUGAAGCGACAACUAAUUAUUCCACUGUACGAAGACAUGAUACGAGAUAAGUUUUGGAAAGAGCAUGCUGAAAUAUUAGGGAAAUAUUUACCUGGAGACCACGAAUAUGAGAAAAAUGAGGACAAUGAUAGUAACAAACUACCUGAGCUAGUUAUUAGGCAAUUAGAAAAGUUGAAUUAUAGAACUGAUUCUAAUAAAAGUGUACAAGUAGCAAAAUAACGGAAAAUUGAGGGAGUAUUAUUAUCCAAAAUCGCGUUACCCUAAUUGCUACGUAAAUUGCGAAAAUGUAGUAGUAAUUUUGUUUAUUAUAU